AUGCAGGAUGUAACGCCGCCCUUCUUCCCACGUCGACCACUGGGUGCAAAUGGAGCGGCCGAGAUUAUCAUAAAAUGUCCAGAGUGCCGCCAGCCAACUAGAGUGCCACCUGAAGGCCUUCCAAUCAACUAUCGCCUACAAGAACUCUUAUCACAUGUAACCGAAGUCAGCAAUCAGCAAUCGAAUGAUCAGUGUAGCGCAGAUGGUAGUCCAUUGCGGAAAUGCUUAGCGUGCGACGAUGUCAUCAGCAAAGGCGUAUAUCUGUUGUGUCGCACAUGCCCCGGUGAAACUGUGCGUCAGCUUUGUUCGAUGUGUUGUCUUCGGAACCACAACGGUCAUGAUAUUGAAGAGAAACGGUUUGUGACUAUGCAGGAUGUAACGAAAGUGCAAUGUUUGCUAGAGGAAUUUGAAACUAUAGCGAAUGGCCUCCAACUGGAAAUUCUUUCGAGCAACGAUGAACUCGACAAGAAAGUUGCAACAGCUAGAGCCCUCAGUGAAAAACUGGAGAUGCUGCCUCGUCUCAUGAAAGGAAUUUGUGAAGAUUUCCACAAUAAGGCUACACUGAGGGUGGAAAGUUUUGUGCACGCGACGCAAACGUUCAUUCGUGAAGGCAUCUUUGAGGACGAGUUGAACUCGCGAACAGAUUCGAACGUGUGCGAGGCUUGGAACGUCGGAGGUGCGGCAACAGCGGCCUUGGCACCAGUGUACGCUCAAGUCUAA
Messenger RNA from Ostertagia ostertagi, 720 nucleotides. Lineage: Eukaryota; Metazoa; Nematoda; Chromadorea; Rhabditida; Trichostrongylidae. The record is from the annotation of a GenBank genome assembly.